AUGGCGAUCACGGUCCACUAUCAAUUCGGUCCAAGCUGCAGGUCAGUCGCCAAUCGGACCUCUGUCGAUAAGAUCUCAUACGCCGGCGGAGGUCCGGAUGGGGCCUGCAGUCAGGGAGUUAGGGCUUACUCUAGACUCAUCGACCGCGUCAAGGCUUCAUUCGAGGGCGUCAAGGGCAUGACCCGUCAGCUGGGCAACUUCAGUUUCACCCGCGUCUAUCAGGCAGGGCGUGAGGUGCCCGCCUAUCAGCCCCUGGCUUCCCUGGAGAUCUUCCGACGCGCCAACUUUUCAUCUGGAUAUUCCGUCCGGGAUGCGGCCGGGUUGCGGGAUACCUUCGAGAUUCGGAAUGAGGUGCCCGCGGUGCCAAAGUCGCGGUGCUAUAUCUUGGCCCCCGGGUCCUGUGAGCUGGAGGUGUGGAAGACGGUGCUGGAUGGUACGGCGGUGGUGAGGAAUUGGCAUGUGGUGGAGGAUGAGGAUGGGGAUAGGGAUUGGGAAGAUGCGGAAGAUGCUCUGAGUAAUGGGCGAAAGCAGGUUGUCUUGGAUGGGAUUGGGUGA
Messenger RNA from Aspergillus saccharolyticus JOP 1030-1, 555 nucleotides. RefSeq lists its product as uncharacterized. Bases 1 to 555 code for a protein of 184 amino acids. Lineage: Eukaryota; Fungi; Ascomycota; Eurotiomycetes; Eurotiales; Aspergillaceae. The transcript has 3 exons. The record is from RefSeq and is a predicted model, not a curated record.